Ambispora gerdemannii is the source of this 1878-nucleotide messenger RNA. Lineage: Eukaryota; Fungi; Glomeromycota; Glomeromycetes; Archaeosporales; Ambisporaceae. The record is from the annotation of a GenBank genome assembly.
AUGACAGGAAAUGAAGUUCACUUAUGCGAAUCAACCCGUCAUUAUUGCGGUGCUCCAUGUUCAUUAAGGGCUGAUACUCAAAAAGGAAAUUAUGAAUGUCGUAAUAGUUGCUUAAUUCCUUGUGAAGAAUCACAUGAAGUGCACAAAUGUGAGAAUGAGGUUUGUCCAAUCGAAUGCCCAAUAGCCAUAUGUCGUCGAAGGUGCGAAAGUCGAGAACAUUUUCAUGCAUUAGAAGAAAACGUGGAUCAUUUUUGCGGCGAAGAGCAUCAGUGCCCUAACGAAUGCGAAGAAUUAGGAAUUUGUAAAAUCGUUACUGAGCCAACUGCGAUAGUAAAGGAAGAAGCAGAAUAUGUGAAUAAAUUUGGCAGCUUUAUGUUUACUAAAUAUUCUCAAACUUUCCAAAGACUUCCUUGUUGCAUCAAAAUACCUCCAAAUGAAUUCAAGCAUGAAGGGAAACAUGUACACGAGGUCAAGAAAAUACAUGAAUGUGAUGAAACCUGUCCAGACGAUUUGGGCGCACACGUUAUUGAAGAAAACAAAAACUUUCAUUAUUGCGAUGUUAAAUGUCCAAAUUGCGCUUAUUAUUGUACAUUGCCUUAUGAUCACGGAAGAGAACAUAAUAGUGAACAUGACACUGUUCAUGGAAAUAUGCUCUUGACAACAUUCACAUGUGAAGAAGAAGAAUUCGAAUUUGAAGGACAUCGAUUAACUAUAGGUGAUAGAGGAGAUUUUGUGCUUUGUCAUAAGCUUUGUGAAAGUAUAGGUCAUCAUCGUCAUAUAGAUUAUUGUAAAGAUCCAGCUGUUUGCGGAAGUCUCACUAGUGGAAAAAAAGAAGGGAUAUUGGAGCACAUAACGGCAAAUAUAAGUCCUAAUCCGAGUCUCAAGAAAGAUUAUAUAUCUCAUCGUGUUUUCUGGGAAAGGACUAAAUUCCAAGAUCCGUAUUCGAGAGAUGACCGCGAAAGUUUCAAAAAAUGUGAUCAUGAAUGCAUCGACGAAAAACAUCAAAAACCUAUUGACGGAAAAGAUCCAGCAAAGUCAUUCUGUACUCAGGAAUUGUUUCAUGCUGGAUUAAAUCCAAGUUCAAAUCCUCCAGGAAAUGUUGGAUAUAUUUCAACAGAUGGUCAUCAUUUUUCUUGCGAAAACCCUGCGACUAAUAUUGGCGAUUUUCAUAUUGUUUUCGUCGUUGAUAGAAGUGGCUCUAUGUCUUCUGGUGAUUGCCGACCUCGUUGUAGCAACUCACAAACAACUCGUUUGCUACAUAAUCAUAAUAAUCGAUUAGGCGCUGUCUAUGAAGCAGUGUAUACUUUUAUUGAAACGCGUAAAAAUUCUCGAAAAGCUACUCGCGUUGGGCUCUCAGCUGUAGAUCGUGAUAUAACUUCACUAAUUUUGUUUGAUUAUGUGGCAACUGUAGUUUUUGAAAAUCAAAGCUUAUCUAAUACAGAAGAGCUUUUAAACAAGAUGAUGAGCUUUAACCCGACUGGAGAUAAUUAUUAUCAUGAAGGAAUAAAAAAAGCAGCUGAAAUCAUUGAAAAAUACUACGAUCCGCAAAAAACCAACGUGAUUAUUUUUCUAUCUGAUGGUGAAUAUCAUCCGCCGGAAUCUGAAUUACGAAGUCUUUGCCAAAGAGAGGCUAACAAAGGGACGCCUUUAUAUUUAUAUACAAUAAUGUUCACGGGUAGCUAUGGUUCUCAUGCUCAUUGGGGCCAAUCACUUCAAAAAAUGGCAGAUAUUGCAACAGAAUAUCUCCCUCGAUCUAAUAACAAAGAUGCUUUAAAAUGUCAAUAUGUGUAUGCAAUGAACGAAAUUAAACUUACUGAGCAUUUUACGCAAGUAGCCGAAAGUUUACGCAAACAUCAGCCAAUGCUCAUGAGGAAAUAA